AACAGAACGGAUGCAACACAGCGAUGCACUGUGCUUUUUUACUUCCCCUUCAGUUUCUCAACUUCACGACUUCUUAGUAAGGAGGCAUUGCAGUGGCAAGCACUUCAAGUUCUGCCUGCUCAAGAAUACUUCUCGAGCAUCAGUAGUAUUGCAAAUAUUACGAGUAUAAAUAGUUUACGGUAAUUCAGCCAGACGGCUAGGCUUUGACUGUAUGUGUGAACUGUGUGCUUGAAACCAUCUGCACUUUCAACAUCAUCACAUCAGUUUCUAGGAGUCUCAGAAGAUGUCCCAGGGAACAAGCCCUGGAGACAGAAUGGCUUCUUGAGACCCAGGUUAAGUGGCGCACCGUAGGUUAAGGUUAUUGCGCCUUUCAGUGGCCUCAUGGGAAUCUAGGGCUGUGACACUUCUCCACGCAGAUUGAAGGAACAAAGUGUGCUGCUCGACAGAAACAUUCGCAGCAUCCAAAUCGACCACCUCACACUGCUUAUGGGCUCUCCUCUGUCCCUGUGAGCCGACAGCGACCUAACGUGACUGCAGAGAAGGAGCGAAGGGGCCGCAGGCCGAGAUGAAUGGCAUGUCGGAGGUCUCCGUUAAAUGCGUGCUGGUGGGUGACUCGGCGGUGGGCAAGACCGCUCUUCUUGUGCGUUUCACCUCAGAGACGUUCCCAGACAGCUACAAGCCCACAGUGUACGAGAACACCGGCGUGGAGGUCUUCAUGGAUGGCGUGCCCAUCAGCUUGGGCCUGUGGGACACGGCAGGCAAUGACACCUUUCGUCAGAUUCGCCCCAUGUCCUACCAGCAGGCCGACAUAGUGCUGCUCUGCUAUUCGGUGGCCAACAUCAGCUCGUUCGCCAGUGUCCGCAACAAGUGGAUCGCCGAGGUGCGAGCCCACCUGCCCCACGUGCCCGUGCUGGUGGUGGCCACGCAGACCGACCAGCGUGAAAUGGGUUCGGUCCGAGCCAACUGCAUCACGUCCUCGGAGGGCAAGCGGCUGGCUCACGACAUUCGGGCCAAAGGCUACAUGGAGUGCUCCGCACUGAGCAACAGAGGCAUCCAGCAGGUGUUUGAAAACGCCGUCCGGACUGCGGUAAACCAGGCCAAGAAGCAGACCCGUCGAAAGUUCUUUGACAUCAACCAAUGCAAGAUAGUCUAACUCUUCUACUUCCAUUUUAAGUGCAUUGUUUUACAUACAUUUUGUUCUUAAUUCAGUGGUUCCACUUCCUUUCAGCUGAGGACGAAACUCUAUUGACUGCUUUUAUUACCAUGAUGCUCAGGUGGUACGUAGGCUUCUGAGCUCCCGCUUUCUCACACCAUCGGUUCCUGGGACUUUCUGUUCACUUUCUACUGAGCGAAUGAAAACGUGCAGAAGAAAUUCUACAAAUUUACAGUGAAGGAUGUGCUGUGGAAAUCUCAGAAGGGUUCUCGCUCUGCAUUAUGCUUGAAGAGUUCAGUGCAGGGUGUUGCAGCUUCCACCACUGAACAGUGUGCAGUCAAACAGCUAUUUUUAUUUAUUCACCAUUUUCAUACACACUGGAUGCACAGAUUCGGUAUUUUUAUUAUUGCUCACACUUUCGGAAAGGGAAUUAUAGUGGCAUAGCUGUUUUGAAAACUUUGUCAAAAUCUUUUUCUUGUCGUAGUAUUUCUCCAAAGGAGAACAGACACACUUUUUGAUGUUUCUUUCACCGAUAUAGAAAUAAUGGCCACGCUGUGACUUUCUUCCACUCUGACUUGUUUUAAAACAUAUCAGAAAUAAUCCCAGACUGAAAAUGCAGUCUUUCCACACAUACCUUGUUUCCCUAUAUGGUGCUUUAGGUGUCUGUUCUGUCUGAUUAUGCAGACUUAUGUCCGAAGGGGAAGGUAACUAACAGGCAUAAUAAAAGUAAUGUAUAUA
Messenger RNA from Scleropages formosus (Asian bonytongue), 1891 nucleotides. RefSeq names its product ras homolog family member H (gene rhoh). Gene Ontology annotation, biological process: small GTPase-mediated signal transduction. Gene Ontology annotation, molecular function: GTPase activity; GTP binding. Lineage: Eukaryota; Metazoa; Chordata; Actinopteri; Osteoglossiformes; Osteoglossidae. Bases 566 to 1153 code for a protein of 195 amino acids. The record is from RefSeq and is a predicted model, not a curated record. The transcript has 2 exons.